Messenger RNA from Colletotrichum karsti, 552 nucleotides. Its product is annotated as domon domain-containing protein. The record is from RefSeq and is a predicted model, not a curated record. The coding region runs from base 1 to 552 and encodes 183 amino acids. The transcript has a single exon. NCBI's taxonomy places the organism in Eukaryota, Fungi, Ascomycota, Sordariomycetes, Glomerellales, Glomerellaceae.
AUGUUCAGCCAGAGCACCUCCAUCCUCCUUGCAGGCCUCGCCCUCUUCUCCGCCGUCGCCUCGGGCCAGAGCAACGACACCAUGGCUCAAAAGGUCGGCUGGUCGGGCAAGCUUUCUUCCCUUGACGGCGGUCUCGGCGGUACCAUUACCGUCGUCGACGCCUCGACUCUUAUGAUCAGCGACUACACGCUAAAGGACGCCUCGGCCCCUGCAUUGUACUGGUGGGGCACCACCGGCAACACUAUCAAGGACGGCUUCCGCAUCUCCAACGAACAGGUCACCCACGCUGCGACCAGCAACUCUCUGACCAUCAAGCUGGACGCCGGGAAGACACCCGCAGAUUUCGCGACUGUCGGCCUCUGGUGUGAGCGUCUUUCCGCCAACUUUGGCCAGGCUACGCUCAAGCCAUCUUCCGGUUCUGGUUCCGGCUCCGCCUCUGGAGGCAGCGGUUCUGGUGCAGCAAACUCGGCAGCAUCGGCCAUGAAAGGCUCUUUUAGCCGUGUGGUUGUUGUCACUGUCGGCGCUGUCUUCGUUGCUUAUUGGAUGGUCUAA